Molecule: messenger RNA, 970 nt
Organism: Macaca mulatta (Rhesus monkey)
Lineage: Eukaryota; Metazoa; Chordata; Mammalia; Primates; Cercopithecidae
Source: RefSeq, a predicted model, not a curated record
UGUCCCAGUGGCUGCGGACAAGCCAGGCAUUCUGCUCGGCGGCGGCUGCACAGGGGCGAGAACUGAGAACCCCGGAUCAACCCCAAUCGGGGUGACUGCAAGUGCCCAUGCCAGCGACCCCGAUCUCCCUCCUGUGGAGGAGUGGGGCGGGAGGCAUGGCCGGGGGCCUCAGGCUGGGCGCGCUGGCGAUCCCGAGGCAGACCAGGUCAUGCACCUCCAGCCCGCCUGGGCACCCAAGCUACAGCCGGCUUCUGUGUGCAGGCAGCAGCUUCCAGGCAAUCCCCGAGCCCGCCCGCACUCCCCGUAUCUCAGAACCGGGGCCAGACGUCCCAGUGGCUGCGGCCAAGCCAGGCGGUCUGCCCUGCGGCGGCAGCACAGGCGCGGAAACCGGCCCUCAGCCCCAUCCCCGGUGGCUGCAGAGGGCUCCCGGCUAGAGGUCCCGAGCUCCGGCAGAGCAGGAGCCGGGGGGCAGGGCCUGGCGGGCUCUCAGGCCAGGUGCACUCGCGAUCCAGAGGCCGCCCAGGCCAUGCUCCACCACCUGGGCGCCCAAGUGCAGGCGCCCUCUACCUGCUGGCGACAGCUGCCUGGCAACUCCCAAGCUGGUUGGCGCUCCCAGCCUCGCAGAACCGGGGCUAGAUGUCGCCGUGGCUGCGGCCAAGCCAGGCGUUCUGCCCCGCGGCGGCUGCGCCGGGGCGGGAACCAAACCCCAGCCCCAUCCGCGGUGGCUGCGGAGGGUCCCCGUCAGCUGCCGCGAUCUCUCUUCAGAGGAGGAGCCGGCGGGAGUCACGGCCCGGGCCCUCAGGCCAGAAGGGAUGCACGCCUGCGAUUCCGGGACCUCCCGCCCGAGCCCAGGAGAACCCGCAAGCCAGCGGCGCCUGCGCCCGAGCUGCAGCAGCCCCCUGCCGGCUAUGCGGGCUUGGGAGCGGCUUCCGGAGUCCCGGCUUGCGCUGACCUGCAGGCGCGCGCCUAA